Molecule: messenger RNA, 1350 nt
Organism: Dioszegia hungarica
Lineage: Eukaryota; Fungi; Basidiomycota; Tremellomycetes; Tremellales; Bulleribasidiaceae
Exons: 8
Coding region: 1-1350 (449 amino acids)
Cellular component (GO): cytoplasm
Molecular function (GO): zinc ion binding; ubiquitin protein ligase activity
Source: RefSeq, a predicted model, not a curated record
AUGGCCUCCUCCUCCUCCUUCCGCGCAACUCACCUCCCGGACUCAUACCUCGCGAAUCUGCCGCCCGACUCGGAGAUCUCCAUGUCUACCCUAGUCGCGGAGCAAGACCGACUAGCGGAUGAGGCGAGGGAGGCUAUGCCUUAUGCGUUCGACGAGUGUACUUAUGGGAGGGGAUAUCUGAGGCAGAGCGUGUGGAGCUGUAUAGACUGCGGUAGCCGAGGAGUCUGCUAUGGCUGCUCCAUAUCCUGCCAUUCUGACCACAAGCUCGUCGAACUCUGGACGAGGCGCCACUUCCGGUGCGACUGUCCGACGACCUGCAUGCAGCCCGAACCUUCCGCGUCUGCCCUCCCUGGCUCCACCUCGGCGAAGCGGAGAAGAUGUACCCUGAACCCACCGCAGAUCCAGCCAGCAGAAGACAACUCGGAGAACCGGUACAACAAGAACUACAAGGGCGAGUUCUGCCGCUGCGGGAGGGAGUAUGACCCGUUGGUCGAGACGGAGGGGAUGCUUUGCUGUAUAGGCUGCGAGGACUGGUUCCACGAGUCUUGCUUGAACCUUCGACCGCUUCAACCUCCUACAGUCGACCCAGAGGAAUCCUCCGUCAAGGCCUAUCCUCAGCCAGAUCAAGCUGGGAUCGAUGUUCCAACCUCGACUGCUACACCUAUAGGCGCCAUGGCGGUACCGGCAGAAAACCAGGGAGCGGACGAGGAGGACGACGACGACGAAGCGGGUAUCCUCAUCCCCUCGGAAAGCUACGACGGCCUCAUCUGCGCGGCGUGCGUAGCCGAUCAUCCGGCCUUAUCUUCGAGGGUUGGGAAGGAGGGCUGGAUGACGAUCGUCCCCGACGGCAAAGGCGGGUACGAGGUGAAGGGACGGCCGGCUACAUCGACCGGGGAGGCCGAGGACGGGACGGUAGAGCAGACGAGGAAGAGGCGGAUGGCAGAGAGUCUGAUGCCUGGGGACGCGAAGCGGAUCAAGCUGGACGAUGUGGGCGAGCAGACGGUAUCUGGGAAGACAGGGAAGGGGGAUGUUUUCCUCGUGGAGGGAGAGCGGGAGAAGUUGAAGUUGGAGCUAGACGCUGAAAGUACAAAAGCACUGCCGUUCCCCCUGGACGAUGAGGAGAUCUACGAGCCGCGAAAGGACGACGAUAAAGAAGAGACUCUGGACGAAGUCACCGCUCGUGUGGUCGAUAAUCUCCCAAGGGCUCAGGCUAUCGAGGCGGUUCAAGGGUAUCAGCGUCUCAAGGAUCGGCUUCAGUCAAUGCUCUCUACGCAUGCACUCAAUGGGCGGGUCGUCAGUAGAGACGAUAUUGAGGAGAUGUUCAGAGAGCUGCGCGGGGCUGCCAACUAG